Messenger RNA from Zootoca vivipara (common lizard), 2487 nucleotides. It is a transcript of the gene AK8, whose product is annotated as adenylate kinase 8. The record is from RefSeq and is a predicted model, not a curated record. Gene Ontology annotation, molecular function: AMP kinase activity; ATP binding. Lineage: Eukaryota; Metazoa; Chordata; Lepidosauria; Squamata; Lacertidae. Gene Ontology annotation, biological process: nucleobase-containing compound metabolic process.
UUGCUGGAGGCAAGCGGUCGGAGCAAUUGUUAGACGCGUCACCCCGGGCAACCGGGGAGUGUGUGUACGCGUGUGCACGUGGCUGCGGGAGGCUCUGCUGACGCAGCCGGCACACCACCCUGUCCAGGGCCAUCCCAUCCCAGUCUCACCCGACCUACCUCUAUAGUUGGGGUGGGGGUAGGGGUCGACUGCUUUUUCUGGAGAUACUUUGGAGUGCAAGGAGAUAGGAUUUGGAGGAAGCGCCGCGCUCCCAGUGGAGCCUCCACGCUCAGACGUAGUCUACCUGUGGGGACAAGCGACCGGGAACCUCUUCUUCCCCGCCCCGCUCACCAUGUGAGAUUUCUUUAGUCUGUUGCAGGAAGGAAAUGCUUCAAGGUUUGCUUAUCCAUAAACCGGAAGAGCCUAUAGACUUCUUGAUCAAACAAUUAAAUCAAGACAACUAUGAUGUUCCAAAGAUCUGUAUACUUGGACCUCCUGCUUCUGGGAAAACGACUAUUGCAAUGUGGCUUUGUAAACAACUGGGAACCGCACGGAUUUCUCCGGAGACUCUGUUAAACAGUACGUGGUCAGACCUCAGAUACAAAGCAGAGGAGUAUCAAGACACAAACCAGAACAUCCCUGGCACUCUGUGGGCUGAACUGAUUGGGGAACGUUUGCAGAUCGAAGACUGUAUUCACAGCGGCUGGAUUAUGGAGGGGAUCCCCCAAAGUCGAGAACUUGCACGGGAGCUACAGGGAAUGGGCAUCAUUCCCAAGCACGUUGUGGUGCUUUUCGCUCCAGAUGUUGUGCUGAUUGAGAGGAAUCUUGGGAAAAGAGUGGAUAUUUGUACUGGAGAAGUGUACCAUACAACUUUUGAUUGGCCAACUGAGAACUACAUACGGCAGCGCCUGAUGGUGCCGCAUGGCAUAUCUGAAGUGGAGACUGCAAGGCGGUUAUUGAAAUACCAUCAAGACUACCCUGGGAUUCGUCAGUCCUUUGGGUAUUGCAUGAAGUUGAUCAACGCUGACCAGCCAUGCGCAGAUGUUUUUGCACAGGUUUUCACCCAUGUCCAAGCUCCGCCUCGAACGCUCGACCCAUUUUCACCCCGGAUUCUCCUUUGUGGACCUCCAGGCUCUGGGAAAAGCAUGCAAGCAAUGUUACUGUCUCAGAAAUAUGGCAUCAUCAAUGUUUGCUGCGGGCAAUUGCUAAAGGAAGCUGUAGCCGACGAGACAAAACUUGGAGAACUCAUUAAGCCGUAUUUUGACAGUGGUUGGCCAGUUGCAGACAACAUUGUUGUAAAGAUGCUGUCAGAGCGUUUGAACAUGCUGGACUGCCACACCCGAGGCUGGGUGCUCCAUGGAUUCCCUAGGGAUGAGGACCAGGCAAACCUGAUGCAGCGUGCAAAUAUUAAUCCAAACAGGGUGUUUUUCCUGCACAUCACACCUGAGUCCAUUCUGGAGCGCCUGUGUUACCGUAUGCUUGACCCAGUCACUGGAGAAAGGUACCACACACUGUACCAACCGUCAGCCUCCAAGGAAGCCAGUGACCGCCUCCUGAUACAUCCGAGGGACUUGGAGGAGGCUGUGAAACUCAAAGUGGACGCUUACUUGAGGAUCGCCGAAGGCUUGGAGACUUGUUUCGAAGAUGCCAUUUUCAUCAACGGCGACCAAGACCCACAGACAGUAUUUGAGUACAUCGAAAGCUACAUUGUCAAUCCCCGCCCCACCACCGUAGGCUUGCCACAAGAAAUGGUGUGAAGUGUCUUCUUGAAAAUGAUUAGGCAAGUGCUUGGCUUGGCUUUGUUUUACUUUUUUCCCCUUUACUUUUUUAAAAUAAUUUUUUUAAAAAAAUUCAAAUUUUGCAAACAACAAUUAAAAACAAAAACAAAAACCGUACACAUAUCGCAUUGGACUCCCCCCCCUCUUUUGUGGAUCCAUAUAUAUACAACUGUCAUCAUCCCAACCAUUGCCCUGCUUGGCUGAGGCUGAUAAGAGUCGGGAGUCCCACUUUGAUCCAAGAAGAAGCAUCGUCUCUCACAUGAUGGAAUGCCUCUUCUAAAUAGAGACAUUCUUCCACUCUCUGCAUGCACUAGGGAAUGCCGCUCCUUAGAUCAGAAAUGGGGGACUUGUGACCCUCCAGAUGUUGUUGAAGUUGGGCGUCUAACAUCUGGAAGGCUGCAGGUUCCUCAACCCUGGCCUAAAACAAGUGGACUAGAAAUCCCCACCUCCCCUGUAAAUUUGAUGUUUUGUUUUCCCAAGAUAAAUUAAAGGGGUGGUAACAUUCUUGAUUAUCAACCAAACAGGAUUUUUCUUUUCUUUUUGGAUUUUUGUGUCCUGCUAAUUCCCAUGUGGUUCAGUGACAGAAGAAAAACCUUCCCCCCCCCAACCCCAUCCUGUCCUUUCCUAUAUGGAUGAUUGUUCAAGGCAAGCUGUAAAUCUGAUUCCUCCCAAAUUUUGCCUGGUGUGUUCUUGGGUCAGAAGAUGUAGGACAGACUAUUAAAAGCUUUCU